AAUGCGAGCGGAAAUUCCUUUCUGGCAAGCACAUUAAUGCCCUUCACAUUUAUUGAUGGAGCGGGGGAGGACUGACAACUCAUGGGGCCCCCAGGCAAUAGGGGAUCAUGGGGCCCCUGUGUCCUUGCCCAAACUCAAAAAAGCCUAUGAAAAAGGUACCAGGGUCAUCUCAUGGGGCCCCCUACUGACCCCGGGCCCUCGGGCAGUGCCCGAGUUUCCAAAUGGUCAGUCCGCCCCUGUU
Messenger RNA from Staurois parvus, 241 nucleotides. The record is from the annotation of a GenBank genome assembly. Lineage: Eukaryota; Metazoa; Chordata; Amphibia; Anura; Ranidae.